Molecule: messenger RNA, 8460 nt
Organism: Etheostoma spectabile (orangethroat darter)
Lineage: Eukaryota; Metazoa; Chordata; Actinopteri; Perciformes; Percidae
Gene: rims1b
Product: regulating synaptic membrane exocytosis 1b
Exons: 35
Coding region: 597-5591 (1664 amino acids)
Biological process (GO): positive regulation of synaptic transmission; regulation of membrane potential; calcium ion-regulated exocytosis of neurotransmitter
Cellular component (GO): cytoskeleton of presynaptic active zone; presynaptic membrane
Molecular function (GO): transmembrane transporter binding; small GTPase binding
Source: RefSeq, a predicted model, not a curated record
CCCCAUUCUCACAUGAGUAAGCGCGCCUCCGCAAAAAACGGGAAAGGAGGGUUGCAUCCAUUGACUGGAGAGGAGAGAGAGAGAGAGAGAGAGAGAGAGAGAGAGAGAGAGAGAGAGAGAGAGAGAGAGAGAGAGAGAGAGAGGAGGAGACGAGAGAGAGGGAAACGGACUCGCCUAUACGCCUAACAUCCAGCUCCAGUCGACGACGGCACCACAGACAGACCAGCUGAGUGAUCCAGGCCCCCCCCCUCAGCUCGACUCAACUCCCGGCAAGAAGAAAACGGACAUGGGCUCCCCGUGAAUCCAGGCGGUGGAGGGCAGAGGCGGGCCGGCGGGGGGUGGGGGGGAACGACGACGAGAGCGUGGUUGGAGAAAAACACCCAGAGAAGACAAACAAAAGCACAACCGAGGGUGCCUGCAACCAUGAGCGGCUCGCGCUAUUCACCAGGGCUGCGGCGGCCGCUGCCGCUCCGCCCGCGGACCACCGCGUGAGGCGUGGCUCGGAAACGCUCCGGGAAAACCUGUCAGCCGAAACGACUCGCCGAGGAGGAGAAGGAGGAGGUGGUGGGGAGGUGGUGGUGGUGGUGGUGGAAAAGAUGUCCGCCUCGGUGGGGCCCCAGGGUGGCCCUCGCCCACCCACCGCGCCGCCAUCCAUGCCGGAUCUACCGGACCUUAGCCAUCUCACCGAGGAGGAGAGGAAGAUCAUCAUGGCAGUGAUGGCUCGGCAAAAAGAGGAAGAGGAUAAAGAACAAGCCAUGCUAAAAACACUGCACCAGCAGUUUGAGAGCUACAAACAGGAGGUGCGUCGCAUCGGCGUGGAGACGCGGCGUCAGCAGACCCAGCUGAAGGACGACGCGCCCACCUGCGGCAUCUGCCGCAAGACCAAGUUCGCCGAUGGCUGCGGCCACCUCUGCUCCUACUGCCAGACCAAAUUCUGCGCUCGCUGUGGAGGGCGGGUCUCCCUGCGCUCCAACAAUGAGGACAAAGUGUGUCUCAUAGUGAAGGACAGGGUAAUGUGGGUAUGCAACCUGUGCCGUAAACAGCAGGAGAUUCUUACCAAAUCAGGAGAAUGGUUUUCAGGGUCAGGGGCGCGACCUGGGAGCCUGGGCACCCCAGUCACUGGAGGUGAGGCCCAACGGGACAGGAAGCUUCUCCGCUCUAGGUCCCAAGCCCCGCCCUCCAGCACCAACGCCAACGCGGGGCCGCCGAACGGGACACAGCUUCCCUCCAGUGUCACUGCUGCCAAGGGGGCCGACACCAUGCCUGGCUCCCGCUCCCAAAGUGAACCACCUAGAGAAAAGAAAAGGCCAGUUUCCCUCCAUGAACAAAAUGGUAAGGGAGGCCUGGGCCGAGGUAGUGGCCGAAGAGCUGCUGGGAAGUUGCCAUCUCAGUCAUCCCUGGAUGAGCGAGUGGUUCCAGGGGAGAGGCGCUUAGGAGAUGGACGGAGACUGGAGAAGAUCCAUUCUCAGGACUACGAGGACGGGGAGGGGAACUUGGGUCGUUCAGAAACUCAUCGGAGACGGCCAGAGGACGAGGAGCAGAGGGAGCGCCAGCGCCGUGAGGAGGAGUUCCAGAAUCGUUAUCGUAGUGAUCCCAACCUAGCACGAUACCCAGUGAAACCACAGAAGGAGGAGCAGGAGAUGCGCAUGCACGCCAGGGUGUCAAAGGUUCGGCAUGAACGGCGGCACAGCGAUCUGGCGAUCAAUGAAGUGGGACUGGGGCCUAGCGACGGAGGAGGGGUUGGAGGAGGGGGGGAGGUACCUGAAAACCGUCUGGCCAGGAGGGGUGGAGGUGGAGGAGGGGCGGUAGACCACAAGGCCCUUUUGGAGAACCACCAAGCCUACACUGGGGAUAGGACCGUGGGGGUUGGAGGGGGCGCUCCACCUGCAGGAGGUGGAGUGAGAUCAGGAACCCAACCUGGGGGACCGGUGCCUCCAGAUUGGGGCCAGAACAAAGGCCGCCUGGAGCACGGUCCGACACGGACACCAAGGGACAAGGGUGGGGACAACCUGCUGAGGAAGGACUCUCAGAGCUCGGACCAGUCUGAGUCUCUGCGGCCGCCCCCUCCACGGUCAUACAAGAGCAAGCGCGGAGUCAACAAGAGACAGAUGUCCAUCAGCAGCUCAGAGGAGGAGGGCGGCUCCACGCCCGAGUACACCAGCUGUGAGGACGUGGACAUGGAAAGCGUCAGCGAGAAAGGUGACUGGGACUGUCAUUCUCUAGAUCCUACAGUGUGGCAUCAUCCAGUUACAUGGCAGCCGUCCAAAGAGGGCGACCACCUAAUCGGACGCAUCACGCUAAGCAAGAGGUCGGCAAUGCCCCGCGAGGCUGGCUCCCUCCUCGGCCUAAAAGUGGUAGGAGGGAAGAUGACAGAGACAGGGAGACUCGGGGCCUUCAUCACCAAAGUCAAGAAAGGCAGCCUUGCAGAUGUUGUGGGACACCUACGAGCAGGUGACGAGGUGCUGCAGUGGAAUGGGAAGUCGUUGCCAGGGGCAACUAAGAAAGAAGUGUACAACAUUAUCCUUGAAUCCAAGGCUGAACCUCAAGUGGAAAUAGUUGUUUCAAGACCUAUAGGAUCUAUCCACCGAAUUAUGUCCAAAAACUUCUUGAGAAAAGUAUAUAGAGCAUAUCAAGACAUCCCAAGAAUCCCAGAGUCAUCCCACCCUCCUCUAGAAUCUACAGGCUCCAGUUCCUUUGAGUCGCAAAAGAUGGACCGUCCCUCGAUAUCAGUGAUGUCCCCUACCAGCCCCGGGACCCUUCGAGACCUUCCUCUGGUACUGCCUGGACAGCUAUCUGUGAAGCUGUGGUACGACAAAGUGGGCCAUCAGUUGAUCGUCAACGUCCUUCAAGCCAUAGACCUGCCACCCCGACCAGACGGACGACCCCGGAACCCCUAUGUCAAGAUGUACUUCCUGCCUGAUAGGAGUGAUAAGAGUAAACGGCGGACUAAAACAGUGAAGAAGAGCGCUGAACCCAAGUGGAACCAGACCUUCCUAUAUUCCCACGUUCACCGGCGGGACUUCAGAGAGCGCAUGCUAGAGAUCACAGUGUGGGACCAGCCCCGAGUCCAGGAGGAGGAGAGUGAAUUCCUGGGAGAGAUCCUGAUAGAGUUGGAGACGGCCCUGCUGGACGACAUUCCUCAUUGGUAUAAACUCCAGACACAUGACAUGUCCUCUAUACCUCUGCCCCAGCCUUCCCCGUACCUCCCACGCAGACACGUCCAUGGAGACAGCCCCAGCAAGAAACUACAGAAUGCAGAACGUAACUCCAGGGAAAGAGAGCGGGGAAGUACGUUGGCAGUGCCGGAGCAGCAGCGGCCCGUCCAGCACCGUUCCCGUUCAGUGUCUCCUCACAGAGAGGACUCCUGCAGGGCUCGGUCACGGCCCGCACACGUGCCCAUGCAAAGGAGCCUGGAUGAGAUCCACCAGAACCGCCACCACUCCCACUCCCCUUCCCGUUACCAUGAUUCGCACUUAGAGCAUCAACGCUCCGGGGACUCGGACUACGAGUACUCUGAGGACAGUGAGGUCCUGGAGAUGCACAGGUCUAUCCGGGGCGGGAGUGCCGAGUGCCUGCACACAAACAGGGGCAUAGGUAGAUACAGCAACACACUACCCCCCAAAAUGCCCCUGUUAGUAAACGGUAUCCAUAAAGACAUUUACAGCUCCACUCUCCCCGCAUGCCUAAAGAGCAAGCCGUACCACCGGCGGGAAGGGGGCAGCACCAUGCCUCGUAGCAUCCUUACACACCGUGUGCUCAGGUUCACUGAUGAGGUCACGGUUAGCGACCUGCAGCCGUCGUUGGACAGAGUGAGGAGUGCAAGCACCACCUGUCUGAGACCAGACACCAACUUUCACUCCCCUGACAGAGACAGGUGCUCCAACUCUUUGCCCCGCAAGAUUCCCCCAAGCCCCAGGAUCUUAGUAGAACAUGUGGGCCCUGAGGAAGACAGGCAGUGUAGCAAUUCAUCAGGUCCAAACUGUCAAAGUGGCAGCAAAAACAGCCUGGAGGGGGACAGUCGUAUCCAGCCCACCUCUAUCCUGAGGGGCAGUAGGGGGAGAGGGGGCCCGCUGAGGCCCUUUGGCCAGACAGCCUUGGCUGGGCCCUGCCUAAACUCGCCACGGCUAGACAGAACACACCCUCAUGGCAGCCCCUCCUCUCCAACGGGGACGCCCUCAUCAGGUCGCAGGGGCAGGCAGCUGCCUCAGCUCCCCGCAAAAAGCAGCAGUAUAGAGCAAGCCCUUGCAGUAGAGGAGCGAGCCCGGCAGCUGCAGAUGAAAGUACAUUCCUACCGGCCUUCAGCCUCCCACGACCCAGAGACGGACCUCAAGACCAAACGGGAGAUGUACGCAGAACAGAGGCGAAGCAGCGACAACAUGUCGGCCAGAUCGUCAGACAGCGAUAUGAGUGACGUGUCGGCCCUCUCCCGUGCCAGCAGUGCCUCUCGCCUCAGUAGCACCAGCUACAUGUCCAUCCAAUCAGAGCGCCCCGGGGGACGACUCAGAUCCAAGUCAUUAGAGGAGGAGAAGAGAGACAGGAGGAUCUCGUGGGAGGUGAAUGGAGAGGAGGAGAGGAGGAGGUCGACAGGAAAGAGACGUUUCUCUGCAGAGUUGCAGCGCAGGAGACACACUGUAGCCGGGGACACCAGGGAGUCCAGUCGGCAGCUGCGAUCAGCGGGCCGCAACAUGCUGAAGAGCUCCAGUGUGAGUGGAGAGAUCUACACCCAGGAGCGCACCGACGGCAGCCAAUCAGACACCGCUCUGGGUACGGUGGGCGGAGGCAGCAAGAAGAGACGCUCCAGCCUCAGCGCGCGGGUGGUGGCCAUCGUCGGCAACCGUCGCAGCCGCAGCACUUCACAGAUCAGUGGCCCUGAGGGUAAGAGUAAGAAGGAGAAGGGUGCACCUAUCCAAAGGAGCACAGAGACCGGCAUGGCAGUAGAGCUGACCAGGAACAUGAGCCGCCAGCCCAGCAAAGAGUCCAACAACGGCAGCAUGAACAGCUGCAACUCUGAGGGAAAUUUGAUCUUCUCUGGAGUCAAUCUGGGUGCCAGCAGUCAGUUCAGUGACUUCCUGGAUGGCCUGGGCCCGGCCCAGCUAGUGGGAAGGCAAACCCUGGCCACCCCCGCCAUAGGUGACAUCCAGAUCGGUAUGAUGGAGAAAAAGGGUCAGCUGGAGGUGGAAGUUAUCAGAGCUCGAGGACUGGUACAAAAACCUGGAUCCAAAUCCCUCCCUGCUCCAUAUGUCAAGGUCUAUCUGCUGAAUAAUGGAGCGUACGUAGCCAAAAAGAAAACCAAGAUUGCACGGAAAACACUUGACCCACUGUACCAGCAAGUACUGCUAUUCGAGGAGAGCCCACAGGGUAAAGUCUUACAGGUGAUUGUAUGGGGAGACUACGGCCGCAUGGACCAUAAAAGCUUCAUGGGAGUUGCACAAAUCCUAAUGGAGGAACUGGACUUAUCAAGCACAGUCAUUGGUUGGUACAAGUUGUUCCCACCGUCGUCCUUGGUGGAUCCGACACUUGCCUCCAUAACGCGGCGGGCUUCCCAGUCGUCACUCGACAGUUCCUCCGGACCUCCUGGGGUCCGAUCCUAGUGGACCAACAGCUCUACACCGCUCCAACCAGUAACAAACUCAUGAAACGCACUGUAGAGAGAUAUAAACAAACACACACACACAAAAAAAGAUGGCAGAAAUGCAGAACAUCUACAAUCAGAAACAGUCGCAACGAGAAAGCUUUGUUGAGAUCUGACAAUCACUCCUGUCGCGCUUCAUUUUAGUCUGCUGUAGGGAGCGCCACAUUUCAGUGUUUCAUAUUCAUUCAGAAAAAAAAUCGUAUCGUUUUUUUCUCUGUGUAUGCUGAGGAAGCAGGGCCGUCGACAGACAACAAGCAGUAGCUCUCGACACGGGAGAUGGAAAAAAAGUGUCAGAGAAUCAAAUGAAGCAGGGUGAUUUUUAACUGAAUCAACAAUAAGCAAAGAAAUGUACGUAAGCAUCGGAAUGUAUGGACUCGAGACAGUCACCCUCCACACCUGCAGGGGGCGCAGUCCUCUCUGCAGUGGCCUCCUCCAGAACCCCGACAGACUGCCGGCACUCCUGCCCCCAGGACAUGUUUCUUUUCCUAGGACGGUGAAGGCAUGACCCGCCCUACUCUGCCUCUGAUUGGCUUACCGUGUUAUUGUUAUAGUGCGUUCCAUUUGUACUCGGAAGUCUGAUUUUUUUUUCGAGGUCAAAGUUGGUAACACGUCCCCCUGACCUCGGAUUUAGAAGCUGGGAACUCGGACAACCUUGCAGUACCCCAAGCUCAAAAUCCAACAUGGAUGAACCCUGUGCAUCAACAGUUGUGAAAGCUGUAGUAUCAUACAGUUAUCAGCUCUGUCUUAGUUGCGUCUCACUAAAUCAGUUGGACACACAAUACUGUCCAACUUCUAUCCGUGGACAUGUUGCACAAUGCAUUCUCAUGAACCGGUCCGUAUAAUAUUGUACAAAAAUGUAUGCACACCAAAACGUAUGAUAUCAUACAAAAUUAGGAAGCCCCAAAACAACCAGUUAAGAUUAGGAAAAAGAUCGUGGUUUGGAUUAAAAUACUCCAAAGGAAUACGCAUUUCCUGGGUGAAGCGAACUCCGCUCCAUGGCUUGAAAGUCCUGUUUGUUAACGCCCACCCAUCCGCCAGAUGCGUUCUUAUACAGCAGCGGCCAGUGUAGUCAACAUAGAAAAAAACUCCCAAAAAACAUGGAAUGCUUACGAAUUACAGUGCUUAUCUUUUUGUCGCUUUUUGAACGAAUGGUUCAUGAGAACAGGCUGUUGCACGCUCGAAAAACAGCACAAUCUGUUUUUAUCAACAGGCAUUGCUAACAAUGGCUAACCUGGAUAGAGCUAACCCCACAAUGAAAAAUCCGACUUGUAAACGGAACACAUUCAACCCGGGUGUGACAUCAUUCCCAGGUCAAUGGAACCCCCCUCAGCGCUGAGUAGUUUCCUGUACCUGUGUCACAUGAGUCUCGCCACGGCCACGCCUCUCAGGAGACUGGCAACAGGUCCGUGUGGAGUGAUUCCAAUAGGAGAAGUGAACGUAAAAAACAGAUUACGAGCAAUUCUUUCUUUCCCAUUGUCACCCAAAUAAAUAUUGGACCGAUUUUUCAAAAGCCAACGACUCUUGAUCAUUCUGACACUAAAAUGGAAACUUUCAGAUGGACAAAUUAGAAGGAAAUUAACUUUGUUUGAGACCUGUUUCAGCAUCUGAAACAAACUCUCGAGAGAUCUGGCAACAUGUGUAAUGCACUCUAUCUUUAGUCGUAGAGAAUCUUUGACCUAACCGAUCCAACCAACGAUGCUUACGAAUGAGUACUAUCCAAUCAGAGGCGGAGGAGGCAUCACCACCCUUGGAAAACGCAAAUGUGCUGCCCCCCAGGCAGGGUGCUCCCACGUGGGGUGUUCAGUCUGGAAGCACAGGGCCUUCUUCUGGUGCCUAGACCUUGGAGCCACAUCACUGGUCUCUCUCUCUCUCUCUCUCUCUCUCUCUCUCUCUCUCUCUCUCUCUCUCUCUCUCUCUGUCAAAAAAUCUUCUUUUCAGUAUGUUUACCGUGGCUGCUCUGAAGCCACACUGUUUUAGCGUGUUUGCUUUGUCGUUCAUUUCUUUCCCCUUGUUAUUACUGGCACAAAAUGUUUUUUACAGUGCGUAAAAUGCUCAUGAUAAUGUUGUCAGUCUGGUGUGUGCAUGGAGAGGAAAAAACUAAACACAAGAGAUAAAAAAAGGAUACAAAAACUGUUAAAUGUCUGCAAGGGGGGACUGGUGAUGAGGACACAGCUUAGAUUUUUACACUGCACAGUGAGAUUAGCGUGCAGCGUUGUUUUCCUUGUUCCAUUACUGGCAAACGUCCAGGCCAGUCGUCUUUGUAUAGAUGUACAUUAGGCCUCCCAGGAGGUUGACUAAUAAAUGAAAUUCAAGUCACUUUAAAAUAUCACAAGGGUUCACCAUCACCGUAAAUCAAAAACUUAGCGAGAUAGAACCGUCUAGAUUUUUCAUUCCAUCGCCGCAGCACGUUUUAAUCCAACCCUUUAGUUUACAUUGUUUUGAAAAUUCAAACACAAGCACAAGAGCUUGACUUUUUUUACAACAAAAAGUUUAACUUUUUGAAAAAAAAACACAUAUUCCAAAAAAAAGAGAAAAAAAAGGGAAAAAAGCAACAAUCCCCGUCACUGGUUCCAUUCUAUUCCGUGUCCCGUUGUUAGGAAACUGACAGACAAACAGAAAGAGAAGCUCCCAGUGUUCCCUAUGUGCAUCACUGGGAUUGAAAGUAACCAAUCAGACUGCUCUGUCGGGACACCAACACCUAUGCUCAUCCACCGUUUCGGCCUGCAGACUCCUCCCACCAGGAAAAAAGGCGGGGCCAGCAUGACUUUGGAACCUGAUCCGAGCUGCAUGCACAUUUUUUGUAAAACAAAACAGAUACAGUAAAAAAA